This is a messenger RNA of Yarrowia lipolytica CLIB122, 1431 nucleotides long. RefSeq lists its product as uncharacterized. NCBI's taxonomy places the organism in Eukaryota, Fungi, Ascomycota, Dipodascomycetes, Dipodascales. The record is from RefSeq and is a predicted model, not a curated record.
AUGUCUUCUUCUCCAACCUCGUACCACACCAUGACUUCACAUUCGACCGCGCCCACGGAGCCGCUGAGCCCCGAGCGCAGUGUGUCCACGGACAUGGACAACAGCCUGCAAAGCCAGGAACACGAGAUUCCGUCGUUCCAGAAAAACGUCAACAACCACGGCAGACUGCCGUUGACCAUCCAGCCCACCAAAGGCAGAUUCGACACUCUCACGGCCAAGCAGAUGGAACGACUCAAGCAGCUGUGGGCCGUCCUGCUCAAGGCCAUGAACGUGACCCAGAAGGUCAUCGAGGUGGGCACACAAACGUCGCUGCCUCCCACACGAGUCAGAUCAAGUGGGGGCACAGGCGCAGACAGCAUUUCAUCCACGUCGACACGCGAGUCGGAAAUGAGCUCGGCGUCCAGAAAGAAGAAACACGCACCCGAACAUCUUGCCAACCUGUUUCUAGAACGCCUCGAGCCGGAGGAGGUCAAGCAGGCGCUGUGGCACAUGGCUCGAACCCUCACUCCCGACAACCUCUUGUGUCGGUUCCUGCGCGCGCGGCGAUGGUCGGUGCCCCGCACAUGUGUGCUGCUCGAAAAAGCAAUGUACUGGCGCAUGAAGGAGUCUGGUCUCGACGAGCUGCAGUUCCGGGGCGAGAUUGGGGCCUUCAGAAGCAACGAUAUUGACUACAUCAACCAGUACCGGUCAAAAAAGUCGUACAUUCGGGGCAGAGACAAGGCGGGCCGUCCCGUCAUUCAGAUUUACACACGGCGACAUUUCAAAACAGACCAGUCAGUCAAGUGUAUUAAGGACUUCACUCUGGCCGUGUUUGAGGCGUCUCUGCUCAUGUUGGACGAUUACAACGACAAUGUCACCUUCCUCUUUGACAUGACCGACUUUACCCUCUUCAACAUGGACUAUCCUUACAUGAGGCAUCUGUUGAAGAUGUUCCAGAUCUUCUAUCCCGAAUCUCUGGGUCUACUGCUGGUCCACAAUGCACCUUGGGUCUACGAGGGUGUCUACAACAUCAUCAAGCAUUGGAUGGAGCCCUGUGUCACCUCCAAGUUCAAGUUCACCAAGAACCUCAAAGAGCUGUCACAGUACAUUGAUAUGGACCAGAUCCCCGAAGGUAUGGGAGGAACGGAUCAGUGGAACUACGAGUACAUUGAGCCUCGAGAGCAUGAGGCUGACAAGCUGCAGGACCAUUUUGGCCGAGAAGCUGCUCUUCAGGAGCGAUCCAUGCUCACCCAAAAGGUGGAAAAGAACACUGUCGAGUGGCUCCAGGCGGUGCCUGGCAGCGAGGCCGAGGGAGAGACGCUUGAUGAGCGACGAGUCAUGAUCGACGAGCUGAGAGACCAGUAUUGGACGGUUGAUCGGUACAUCCGAGCUGUGACUGUGAGUGAUCGGUUAGGUCAAAUUCCUGCCACCAGAGGGCAAGUGCAUGCUUAA